AUGAAGAUAGAGUACGCUUACAACAUAGAAGAUAUAAUUAUACGACCGAAGGAUUAUAUUUAUAUCAAUUAUCGGAAAAUCAAUCAUCAGAAUGUACUGCCAUAUUUUAUCUUCCUGAAUACUGCUGUUGGUGUGAAAGUUCAAAAAAUUACAACAAGAAAACUGUGGAUGUUGGAAGAUAAAUUUAAGCGAAGACUUCACGACCUCAUUCAUUCUCAACUGAUUGGAAGUAAUGGUAAACACAUCCAAACGUUGAUUGGACUGGAGGAAGCAUGUGAUGGAUGUGAGAACUGUGCUAAUAUUGCUCAGAAGUGUCUAGAGUAUGGUCCAUUGAGAUUCAGUACACUACAAACUAUGACUUAUUCCAAGAACUACAAGAAACUACAUGUGACUGAUAAACUAUUCGAAGUCAUUGCAGAGUACUGUAUCUCUAAGUCAAAAAACAAAGAAGAAUGUUUCAAAGAACUGAAAAACACUAUUCUCGCGACCAUCUCCUGUGAUAAACUUGCUAUAUGGAUCUGUGAGACCAGAAGGGAAGAUGGGGAAGAUCCGAUGCGUGACCACAUGCAUAUGCCUCGAGAGGUUAUAGAUACCAUUCUAAGAAAAUGGAAUGUGAAAUCACUUAAACUCAGUAUGUUGCACAUCACGAAUGAAUACGUGUGUAGUGUUGAAUGGCUACAGUAUGACUAUUUCACUCGAGUCAGACUGAAUGAUCCAUAUUCCGAAACUAAGCAGUCAGAGUUGAAAUUCAAUCAUGUCGAAGUGAGUUUGUCCUAUUCAUGUUAUUGUGUGAGAGAUCUAGGAAAUCGCGAAAUAAGCGUGAGCGAAUACAGAGGAUUCGACAAUUUUAUUCCGAAUAUCAGAAGAAUAUUCCCAACGGAUAGAAUAACGAUGGAUCUGUCACAUUGGUUUGCUGUACCCGAAAUCGAUAUUGAAAAGAAAAUGUCAACUAUAUUGCAAGUGGUCACUAUGGAAAAGCCGCAGAAUUUGAGUUUAGACAUCAAGUUUUUUGUGGAAUCAAGAAUUGUCAAAAAGCUCAAUGAGGAGACGGAAAAGGAAGAAUUGUUAGGUGUCGCUCCGGGAUAUGUUCUACAAAAGAAGCGAUUACACUGCUUCAAAAAAUCUUCACCGUUCAUUGGUGAACAGGGUCCGAAAGUAUUCCUCGACAAUAAAUGGAUUGGAAGAAGGUUUCAAGUUGAGGAUACUGUCCAUCAAUUCACUUUCAAUCUGGACGUGUAUAUCAAGGAGAAGGAGUUGGAAAAGGAAUUCGAUAAGGUAAUAUUCCAGGAAUAUCCGAAUUCAUUUGUCAGACAUUUUUUUUGCAUGUAA
This is a messenger RNA of Caenorhabditis remanei, 1329 nucleotides long. RefSeq lists its product as uncharacterized. The record is from RefSeq and is a predicted model, not a curated record. The transcript is spliced from 4 exons. Bases 1 to 1329 code for a protein of 442 amino acids. NCBI's taxonomy places the organism in Eukaryota, Metazoa, Nematoda, Chromadorea, Rhabditida, Rhabditidae.